Oppiella nova is the source of this 758-nucleotide messenger RNA. The record is from the annotation of a GenBank genome assembly. NCBI's taxonomy places the organism in Eukaryota, Metazoa, Arthropoda, Arachnida, Sarcoptiformes, Oppiidae.
UGAGGAUGAGUUCAGUGAAGACCAGUUCAAUGGAGAUAUGGUAACACAAGUGCCAUAUAGUGGUAGACAUCUGUCCAGACGUGUCAAAUCGGAACUGCUUUACAACGAGAAUUACGAGACGGAGGACGGAAUGCCUCAUUUGGAGGCAGAGUUGGCUCAAGAAUCCGAUGCUUUGCAAGUGAUUAACACCGAAGAAGACAAUCUUAUGAAUAGCGAUGAGGAAGAGGUUUAUGAAGACGAUUAUCUAUCGGAUGUGGAAGCAGGUGAGGGCCCCUCCACUGCCAAUCUCAAGUACACUGUCGAAGAAUAUGUGGAAUCAGUGGAACCGAGAGGUCUCAUAAGAAAUCCCAUUUCAGUGAUUCCUCGAAGAGCUAACAAACCAUUCAUUAGUCGAAAUAGAAGAAGGAAAAGCAUUCAUAAGGGAAACGAUUCCAAUGUCAGUCUCAACACAAAUUCAUUGCUUAGGACGGGAGGCCAACCGAUGAUUAGGACGCCACCCAUGAUAACGGGCGUACUUGCCAUCAAAGCGGAUCCGGACAAAGUGGAGAUCAUUCACUGCAAUCUGUGUCCGCGCGUCUUCUCGCAGACCUCGAGUCUAAGCAUUCAUAUGAAGCGAAUCCACGGCAACGAACAGAAGGAACACAUCUGCGAGUUGUGCGGAAAGAAGUACGCCUGGAGGUCAGGCCUAUACAAACAUAUGAGGACUCACCGCUGAUAGACCUCAGGCUAAACCAACAGCCCUUUCCGAUUGCCAGCUC